AUGUACGAGGUUAUCAAAGAUAGUGGCUACAUUAGCGCCUCCAUGAAAUAUUUAAAUGCGAUACUAGCAACUGAAAUUUCAGUUUCUUAUAUAUCUAUUCAAUUUGUUAACGAAAAAGGUUGGAAGUCACUAAAUCCCAAAGUAGUGUCUCAUGUCGGAAUGCUACUAUUAGAGGAAAUGGCUAAAAUGCUGAAAUCGAGAAAUGUGACGUUAAAAAAGUUUUCUGUGCGCCUUUUCGAGAUGCCAUCAGACGACCCUAUUGAAAAAGUUAUAUCACAGUUGGAUGUAAAAGUUUUGGUAUUGAAGAGAGACUGGGAUGAAGAUGAUGAAGAUAAGAAGCCUAUUUUCCAUCAAAUAGUUGAAUCGGAUAACUGGAAAAAGCUCAAAGCG
Caenorhabditis elegans is the source of this 390-nucleotide messenger RNA. The record is from the annotation of a RefSeq genome assembly. Lineage: Eukaryota; Metazoa; Nematoda; Chromadorea; Rhabditida; Rhabditidae.